AGCUGUUUUGUUUACAAAUCAACUCAAAAUACACGUGGUUUGCAGUUUAUUGUUACAUUUUCUUGAUAUUCCUGGAUUUUUGCUGUUUAUUAUCAUGGGAAAAGUAAAGAAAGAGCCAGAAAGUGUGGAAAAUCCCGAAGAAGUUGUAAUUAAGAAGGAAGAUACGGAAACAUACGAGGAAAAACUCUUGUAUGUCACACCAAUUGCAAAACCAAUGGCAUCAAAGAAAUUAGCCAAAAAAUGCUUCAAAUUGAUAAAGAAGGCCACCAAGCAGAAGACCUACCUACGGAAUGGACUAAAGGAUGUUCAGAAACGUCUGCGAAAGGGAGAAACCGGAUUGGUUGUAUUUGCGGGGGAUGUUCAGCCAAUUGAUAUGAUUUGCCAUCUACCAGCUGUGUGCGAGGAGAAAGGCAUUCCGUACGUUUAUGUGCCCAGUAAGGCUGAUUUGGGUAAUGCCCUGGGUGUGAAGAGAGCAUCCGUUUCAGUUCUCAUUCGUGAGCAUGCAGAUUACAAGGAACUCUUCGAGGAGUGCUCAACUGAGAUGAAGCAUCUUCCUGUUCCAUCGUAGAGAGGCAAUAAAUUGUAGUUUUUCCACAA
This is a messenger RNA of Lutzomyia longipalpis, 597 nucleotides long. RefSeq names its product H/ACA ribonucleoprotein complex subunit 2-like protein (gene NHP2). Gene Ontology annotation, cellular component: box H/ACA snoRNP complex; nucleolus. The record is from RefSeq and is a predicted model, not a curated record. Gene Ontology annotation, molecular function: box H/ACA snoRNA binding. The coding region runs from base 95 to 568 and encodes 157 amino acids. The transcript has 2 exons. Gene Ontology annotation, biological process: rRNA pseudouridine synthesis; ribosome biogenesis; snRNA pseudouridine synthesis. Lineage: Eukaryota; Metazoa; Arthropoda; Insecta; Diptera; Psychodidae.